Symbiodinium necroappetens is the source of this 1377-nucleotide messenger RNA. NCBI's taxonomy places the organism in Eukaryota, Dinophyceae, Suessiales, Symbiodiniaceae. The record is from the annotation of a GenBank genome assembly.
GCCUUGUACGUCAGCGUUUCAGAACUGACCAGACUCUGCAACGGCCUUGGUCCGAAGCAGCUGGGCCUUGGGAAGCCAAUGGUCUUGACGCUCGAGGAUAACACCACCUUGAAGGGGUAUAUCCUCAGCUUGGAGGGUGUUGACCCGGCAGUGGCUCAGUCUCUGAGGCACAUCCGUGUUGAGCGCCGUUUGGGUGUUCAUAUGGAUGAAGAGCUCAUGGCACCUCGCCAUCAGCUGAUCAAAGGCCGUGAGAAGCACGUCUUCGAGCAUGUCUGUGAUGGGCAUGCUGCACACCUCCCGAGCAAGCUCAUGAAGGGCAACCUCAGGACAAAGAUGAUGACUUUGUCGGCCUUGCAUGAGAAGGCCAAGGAGGUCGAUCAGGCAAAGUGUGGCAUCCACAUUGACAUAGACAUAGCUACCGGGAACGGCGAGCAGGGCGGCUUCGACGAGGAUGAAGAGGGCGAAGAAGAGGAGCCUCGCGAGCAUGACGAUCUGGUGGAGGACACUGACAUGGAGGUGGAUGACAAGAUGAGCAUGGCGUCGGGAGCCACUGGCCUUUCCAGGUUCUCGAAGAUCACGAAGCAGCGCGGUGCUCUCAGCAUCGUGCCGCAGAAGAUGGACUUGGGCAGUGUGGCUGCCGAAGCGGCGGAGACAGCACCAAAGAAAGUGACGAAACGGAAGAAAGCGGUGGUGGAGGAGGUACCGGCGGAGGAGGGCGAUGCCGAGAUCGUGAGCUUAAUUGGCGAUGAAGCGCUGGACAGCGACUUGCAGGAGAUUGCAGACGCACUCGGCGAGAUACCGCGAUGUUUUGCGGGUCUCAACGUGGCCCGCAUCUUGUCGGCCGACCUGAAGCCAGGCUCUGUGGUGAAUGCUGCUCGAGGUGGCAAGGCAGCCAGAACCAUCCUGGAAAAGAUGCAACAGAAGAAGCAGAAGGAGGCUGGGAAGCUGGAGAAACGCAUCGACCUGGUCUCGCAUCUUUCGGCCCUCGUGUACGGCAAAAUCAAGGAGAUGAAGUCCCAUGAGCUCGUGCUGCACCUGCAGCACUGUGACGAGAGUGGCGUCAAGUUGACCUUUGACCUCAGGUGUCAGUACCUUCUGCGCCGAGCAGAGGACUUGAUGGCACCCUUGCAGGAGACCAGCAAGAAAUCCGUUGCCCAGUCCACCGUGGAUGCCAUCGUUCGGUGCUUUGCCGUUUGGAGCCCCAUGAGGGCCAAGUCGGAGACAGAGCUGACGGCCUGGCAGGUUUGGUCGGAUGAGAAGCAGAGGCUGGAGAAACAGGCUGAGGAUGGCACGAUCGCCGAUGAGGAGCUCGAGAGCUUGACCGAGAAGCAAGGGCAGGUUUUCGGCAGCUGUGUGUGGCAUGAUGUCAUGUGUUGA